CGCUUUAAUCAAUUACUAUGAUUACGGACCUGCUUCACAUUGGUCCUGUUUUGCAUUCUGAGCUUUGAUUAUUCAAGUUCAUAGACGGAGGUAUUGCAUUUCAGUAAUAGACGAAGAUUGGUGUUUGUGUGAGGUGUCUGGCGUGAUAAAUCUUGCAUGUUCUGCGGAUUCUAUUUAUGUGGAUGGUGAGGUUUGAUUUCAAUGUUGGAAGCCAAGAGUGCUGGUUCAGACGGAUUUGAGAUUGUUAUUUGAUGGGGAACACUUGCGUAGGACCCAAUCUGGGGAACAAUGGAUUCUUAAAAAGUGUGUCCGCUGCGGUGUGGCGGGGGAAAACCCCCGAGGAGAUGCUACCUUCUCCUAAAGAAGAGGGAAAUAGCAGCAAAUCGGCAGCGGCAGCAAAACAACCAUCAGCACUGGCAUCUACAUCCGUGCCAGCACCGUCAUCUGCAUCCGUGCCAGCACCGGCACCCGCACCCGCACCUGAGACGCCCUCUAAAAAAUCCGAAGGUCCCGUUCAAAGCACAGCUCCAGAACCUGUUAAAAUCACCCAAGAGCCUAUACCUGGGGAAUCUACCAUGCCCAGUAAGCCAGCUGUGAAAGAGGAGGAAAGUAAACCAGCAGAGGCAGCGAAGCCCAAAAAACCUCCACAUAUCAGGAGGGUGUCUAGUGCUGGCCUCCAGGCAGAUUCCGUGUUGCAGAGGAAGACGGAAAAUCUAAAGGAGAAGUACAGUUUGGGUCGGAAGCUUGGGCAGGGACAAUUUGGCACGACCUUUUACUGUCUGGAAAAAGGAACUGGGAAAGAAUAUGCCUGCAAAUCAAUCGCAAAGAGGAAAUUGACAACUGAUGAGGAUGUAGAGGACGUAAGGAGGGAAAUCCAGAUAAUGCACCAUUUGGCCGGGCACCCUAAUGUCAUACAGAUCACCGGUGCUUAUGAGGAUGCAGUGGCGGUUCACGUUGUAAUGGAAUUGUGCGCAGGUGGAGAGCUAUUUGACAGGAUUAUACAGAGGGGACAUUAUACAGAACGGAAGGCAGCUGAACUUGCUAAGAUUAUAGUUGGUGUUGUGGAAGCAUGCCAUUCUUUAGGUGUCAUUCAUCGUGACCUUAAGCCCGAAAAUUUUCUCUUUGUCAACCAAGAAGAGGAAUCGGCUCUUAAAACAAUUGACUUUGGCCUUUCCGUAUUCUUUAGGCCUGGGGAAACAUUCACUGACGUGGUUGGGAGUCCUUAUUAUGUUGCUCCAGAAGUGUUACGGAAGCAUUAUGGUCAAGAAUGUGAUGUUUGGAGUGCUGGAGUUAUCAUUUAUAUUUUACUGAGUGGGGUCCCACCAUUUUGGGAUGAAACGGAGCAGGGAAUAUUUGAGCAGGUGUUAAAAGGUGAACUUGACUUUGUGUCAGAUCCGUGGCCCAGUAUCUCUGAUAGUGCAAAAGAUUUGGUCAGGAAAAUGCUUGUAAGGGACCCAAAAAAGCGGCUCACAGCUCAUGAGGUUCUUUGUCACCCAUGGGUACAAGUUGAUGGUGUUGCUCCUGAUAUGCCUCUUGAUUCCGCAGUCCUGACUCGCUUGAAGCAGUUUUCAGCCAUGAACAAACUCAAGAAAAUGGCAAUCAGAGUCAUUGCUGAGAGCCUUUCUGAAGAGGAAAUUGCUGGCUUAAAAGAAAUGUUCAAUAUGAUAGAUACAGAUCAUAGUGGCCAGAUCACUUUUGAAGAACUAAAGGCUGGCUUGGAAAGAGUGGGUGCUAAUCUCAAGGAGUCUGAAAUAUAUGCAUUAAUGCAGGCUGCGGAUAUUGACAACAGUGGUACCCUAGACUAUGGUGAAUUCUUAGCAGCAACCCUCCAUCUGAAUAAAAUUGAUAGGGAGGAUCAUUUAUUUGCGGCUUUCUCAUACUUUGACAAAGAUGGAAGUGGUUACAUCACAAAAGAUGAGCUCCAACAAGCAUGUGAGGAUUUCGGUAUAGUUAAUAUCACCAUGGACGAUUUGAUCCGAGAAGUGGAUCAGGACAAUGAUGGGCGCAUAGAUUACAGUGAGUUCGUGGCAAUGAUGCAAGACAGAGUAGGUUUUGGCAAGAAGGGUCUGCAGGAUAGCCCAAGCAUUGGGUUGAGAGAAGCUUUAAAGAUAGGUUGAUAUGUGAUACUGAUUAUGUACUUCUAUAUAAAUUUGUCUUCAUGAUUUUUAGAAUUGAAGCUGACAUACUAGUUGUAAAGAUAAAACCAGUGCUCAUACGGAACAAAAUCCAGUCCAAUUUAGUUUUGGCAUGUUGUAUGUACUGUCGGUUCUUUAGUUGGAAUUCAAAUUGGAAUAGAUUAGGUUAUUUUCUUUUCUUGUA
Messenger RNA from Telopea speciosissima, 2319 nucleotides. Its product is annotated as calcium-dependent protein kinase 20-like. Gene Ontology annotation, cellular component: cytoplasm; nucleus. The transcript is spliced from 7 exons. NCBI's taxonomy places the organism in Eukaryota, Viridiplantae, Streptophyta, Magnoliopsida, Proteales, Proteaceae. The coding region runs from base 252 to 2117 and encodes 621 amino acids. The record is from RefSeq and is a predicted model, not a curated record. Gene Ontology annotation, molecular function: calcium ion binding; calcium/calmodulin-dependent protein kinase activity; ATP binding. Gene Ontology annotation, biological process: protein autophosphorylation; intracellular signal transduction; peptidyl-serine phosphorylation.